This is a messenger RNA of Symbiodinium sp. CCMP2456, 2025 nucleotides long. The record is from the annotation of a GenBank genome assembly. Lineage: Eukaryota; Dinophyceae; Suessiales; Symbiodiniaceae.
AUGGCUUUGGCUCCAGUAGCCUUGGGUUUGGCAGGGGCGUCGCUGACAGUGGCUGCCGUGGAUCGCAUCUCGAAGCGCCUUGCGAGUCCCGGGGUGGCCAACGAUGGGCUUCCAGAGGUCCAAGGCGGCAAUUCACCAGCAGGGUGCCCGGAUGUCACUGUGCUUGUGCACAUCCAGAAAGAUAUUGUCAAGAGGCUGAGGAGCUAUGUCAACGCAGACCGCCAGUUCCAGUCACAAAUGAAGGGAGAGAUGGACUGCAAUAUGGACUGCGACGAUGACCUUGUCCAGUGCUCUGCGGUCUCUACCAACCUCUUCUUCGGCGCCUCGUUUCUGGGCGGAGGUAUUCUCAUGGCCUUUGGUCUCCUCGUCGUAGUUCCGUACUUCUUUGGCCACCAUGCGGAAGAUGACGGCUUUAGCUUCGACAUGCGUGCUGCCUACAUCGAGCCCUUCCCCACGGAGGAGCAAAGGCGGAAGAAGGAGUCGAAGAGGCGGCGAUUCUUCUGGCAGGACAAGUAUCAGCCGCCAGACAUCGUCGAGAUUGAGACCUGGCUACGGCAUGUUACAGCCAUGAUCAGCAGGUAUUCGCAGAAAGCCGACAAUGUCGACCAGUCAGCCCUCCGAAGGCUUGCAGCGCCGGUGGCAUCCUGGAUCGCCUACUGCCCACGGGGCCGGAUUCCAACAGUGGCUGAGUUCCGGCUCUUGACGAAGUUCAUGGACAAGAUGGAUGGUGAGCUGCUGCCUUCUCGGUUGAACGAUGUCCUGCGUGACAUGCAAGCCGUGCUCCGAUCGCUCCCCAGGCCAGCCGAUGUCGCUUGGGCCAAGGCAGAGACGCGGCUGCAAACUAGCUAUCGGAAGCUUCGCCGCCGCUGCCGCGAAACAGCUGCAGGCACAGUGACUGUCGCUAGGCAUGAAGACAUCGUUGCAGCAGAGCUGACAGCCGAGCAGGACGAAGCCCUGCAAGUCCGUGACACGGACGAUUCCCGAUCUGCCCGUGCAUCUGCCUUGUCUGACCAGCACCUCACGCUGUUUCGCAAGAUUAACGAGUGGUCAUUUCUUGAUAACGCUCAGAAGCUAGAGCGCUUGCAGCAGGCCGAGGUGGCAUCAAGGCGCUCACGGAGGAGCUUGGGCCAGGAAGAGCUGGCAGACGUCCUCAACAUGGCUGCAGCCUGCCUUGCAGGUCCGCGCAGGCAUGCGAAGGUACAGGAUGCCGAUGCCAAAGACACAGGCGAAGUCAGAGCUGCUCCGGAAUCACAGGAUCCGGCGGUUGAUUUGCAAAAGAGAAUUCGGUCUUUGUUUCUGCAAGCUCUGCAUAUGUGGCAAAUGAACCAAUUCGAUUGUCAAGCGAUCGAGCAUGUCCUGGACUGCGUGCAACAGAAGAUCAGCAAUUUCGAGAGCAAGGUUGGAGAGAUUCAAGGUGCUGCUGCAGGGAAGGCUUGGCUGAAAAUCAAACAGGUGGUUGACCACUUGCUGCAGGUAGAGACACAUUCGAAGCCGAAGCCGCAUGUGCAAUCUGCAGCCAAAGCCCUGGCGGAAUCUGCUCACAGGGUCGGGGUAAGACUGGAGCGCCAGAGCGGCAUACAGAACAUCAGCUGGUAUGUGAAGGACGCAAGUUGGAAAUGCAAACGAACCUAUACACGCGGUGGCGUUCGCAAAGCGAGCGCUCGCUACUUUGCAAUUUCCAAGUUUCUCGAGCAGGGCCUUGGCGAGGAGGCGGCCGUCGAAGCCGCACUGCAGGAAGCAAAGGCCUACAGAGAGGAGCUCGUGCGCCAGGGCAAGUUGAAGCCCCCAAAGCCGAAACCUCCCAGGUCAACAGUGAGGGGUGUUGUUUUUCACAAAGGCCACCAGAAGUGGCAGGUGCGGUUGUAUCAUCCCGUCACAAAGAAGGCACUGAACAGUGGCACAUACAGUGUCAUGGAGGAAGCCGAGGUCAAGGCUCGGCAGAUGGCUAGGCAGCUCGGGGUUCGACCCGAAUACGAGGUGCGGCCGGCAAAGAGAAGGAGAGCUGAGGUGCCUGGAGAAGAAUAG